Molecule: messenger RNA, 1467 nt
Organism: Mycotypha africana
Lineage: Eukaryota; Fungi; Mucoromycota; Mucoromycetes; Mucorales; Mycotyphaceae
Product: major facilitator superfamily domain-containing protein
Exons: 9
Coding region: 1-1467 (488 amino acids)
Biological process (GO): transmembrane transport
Cellular component (GO): membrane
Molecular function (GO): transmembrane transporter activity
Source: RefSeq, a predicted model, not a curated record
AUGCCAAAAUUUGAUACUGGCACAGACGCAGAUUCGGGAUUUUCCUAUGUUCCUCUAGAGAAUAGUCGUCAUGUUCAUCCUCCAUCCACACUUGAUAAUGUUAGCCAAUUUGAUAAUGAAAAAUUCUUCUUAGAUGAUAACAGAUUGUCAUCAUUGACUAAGGACGAAGAAAGUAACAGUGGGAUCAUAAACGCUGAAGAUGAAAAAAAACUAGUUCGCAAGCUGGAUCUACAUAUUAUGCCUUUAUUCUGCUUAUUCUAUUUUUCUGAUUACUUGGAUAGAGCCAAUAUCGGUAAUGCAACCUUGGCUGGUUUACAAGCAGAUCUAGGGAUGACAGCGACUCAACUUAGCGCAGCUAUUUCAGCUUUUUUUAUAACUUAUAUUCUGUUCGAAAUACCUUCAAAUUGCAUACUAAAGAAAACAAGCGCGAGAUAUUGGCUGUCAUUUAUUAUGCUCGUUUGGGGCAUUUCGACUGUGCUUACAGCAUUCUGCACCAACUUUACUGGACUCAUGAUUGCAAGAUUAAUUUUAGGAGCGGCAGAAGCUGGAUAUAUACCUGGCAUUAUGUACAUUCUCUCCAAGGUUUACAAACCCAAAGAAUUCAGUUUUCGUGUCGGCAUCUUGCUUACCAUGGCUACUCUUUCUGGUCUGUGUUCCGGUCCUCUCACUUACGCUACGUCUUACCUGGAUGGUAAAAAUGGACUUCAUGGUUGGCAAUAUCUUUUCAUUGUAGAAGGUGUCCCUACUGUUGUACUCGCUAUUGUCUCCUUUUUCUAUUUGUUUGACGACUUGCAGAAUGUCAAAUGGUUGACCUUGGAGCAAAAGGAUUUACAAUCGCAACGUAUAGCGCUGCACCAGAAUGCGGACACUGGCAGAAAGCCCAUCACCAUAGAGACUUUCAAAACUGUCUUUUUGGAUUGGAAAACAUGGGCAUUUUCAUUUGUAUUUUUGUUCAAUCAUAUCAAUGUCAUGAGUAUUACUGUCUUUGCGCCUAUUCUCAUUGGUAGUUUUGGUUUUACUUCCACAACGGCUCAAUUGUUGACAGCUCCGCCUUUCGGUGUUGCUACAUUAAGUGUUCUUUUAGGUGGGUAUUUGGCAAGUCGCUUCAAUUUCCGGUCUCCUCUGCUGGCAGCUGGUUCCAUUAUCAUUGCUAUGGGUUAUUCGAGUCUGUUAAUUUUCACAAACAAGUGGGCCUUAUAUACUACUCUGUUCCUAAUUCCUAUCGGAAUGGGUUUGCAAGCUGCUGCCGCUAUUGGAUGGUCAGCCAUCAAUUAUCCAGACUUGACAGUCAGGGCUGUUGCUGUGGCUGCAGUUCUUAUGAUAGCUUUUGGGAUGAUCUUUAACUUGGUUACUUCACUUGUGUCCGCUUCUUUAUCUGGCUUAACAGGCUAUAUAUUAUACAAAGAAAAUUGUAGGAGAGAUAGUGAUCCCACUGAGAAGGUAUGUCUUUGUUGUUGCAUAGCUUAA